This is a messenger RNA of Cylicostephanus goldi, 312 nucleotides long. Lineage: Eukaryota; Metazoa; Nematoda; Chromadorea; Rhabditida; Strongylidae. The record is from the annotation of a GenBank genome assembly.
AUGGGUUGCCCAGCGAACGAUCUUGUGAGGUUGUUCGGUACUUGCCUGAGCGGGAGGUAUAGACAGCAACACUGGGAGGAACUUCUGCAGCGAUUCUACGAGUAUCUGGCAGAAGAAGUUGGCAACAACAAAAUGCCUUUCACUCUUGAUCAGUUAAAAGAGUCGUACCGCCGAGUCUUGCCUGUGGGUACCUUCCUCGUCUUAGCAACGGUCGCAGCAUUUUUUGACGAACUGUCGAAUUGCCCCGAUGAAGACAAGAAGAAAGAGGUUGCAUGUCAAUACAUGCAAGCUGAUUAUAAUGUGUGGAAAUGA